UCAGUGAAGAACCUUGGAAGUCAUAAUAACUUACCUUUUCUAGUCGUUCCCACUCUCCCUGUCGCAGAACAAUGUGUCACAAUUCCAGUCACCUGUCGACCAUGUACUUUCCGCGAAUAAAAAUCAAACAAUUCCAGUCUGAUUCAUCCUCCAAAUUAUGUCUGAUCAACUGAGCUGAAGAAUGAGGGGAAUAAUUCUCUUUCUGAUCUUCCAAUUGUUGACCGUCAUUCACCUGUCAAUCGAGUGAAAGGGAUUAUCGAUGAAUUUUUUUUGUCUCACAUCAGAUGUACAUCGAGAAACUUAUUGUGCGAGUGGUACCCGAGAAAGUGAGAAAAAAUGCCGGACUAGGGACAGAACGGCUCGCACCCGGAUGGUCUCCACCGUAACCUGAAAUACUACGAGACACUCCACGCCUCCCAUCUCCACCACAUGAUCGUAAAACGUGGAGCACAGCACAGCAGCCACCCCUACAACAAGAUCAACGAAGUGGAGUUCUACGCACACGGUCGCCACUUCCGUCUGAUUCUCACCCCAAGACGCGAAGUCAUUCACUCGAAAUUCAAAGCCUACGAGGUGUCAGCAGACGGUGAGGAGAAGACAGUUCACCUGGAUCAUGACAAAUUUUAUCACGGACGUGUCUUCGGUGAAUUGGAUUCCCACGCACAACUGCACAUCGACGAUGGGAUAAUGACUGGUAGCAUCACCAUCGACGAUCAGACGUACCAUAUCGAGCCAUCCUGGAGGCACCUGCCUCACCUGGACAACAGCAGCAUGAUAAUGUACAAAGCGUCUGAUGUGAAACUGAGCUGGGAGCACGUGGACAAAAAUGGCGAGGGACACACUCAUGGGGUUCCGAGGACUUGUGGGUACGUGCAAGAGGGAGAAGACAGUCGUGACGAUGAUGAUGAGGAUGAUGAGGUGCUGGUGAACAGGACCAUGUCGAGACGAAAACGCCAGGCAGAGGCCUAUGAGUACACUCCGACGAAGACGAGGUGUCCGUUGCUACUGGUGGCGGACUACAGAUUCUACCAAGAGAUGGGGGCCAGUAGCACCAAGACGACGAUUAAUUAUCUGAUAAGUUUGAUCGAUCGAGUUCACAAGAUCUAUAAUGACACACUCUGGCAGGAUCGUAUGGAGCAGGAUGGCUUCAAGGGGAUGGGAUUCGUCAUUAAGAAAAUCGUCGUACAUAGCGAACCCACGAGGGUUCGGGGAGGGGAUACGCAUUACAAUAUGGUGCGAGAAAAGUGGGACGUGCGGACACUGCUAGAGGUCUUCAGUCGUGAGUACAGUCACAAGGAUUUCUGCCUGGCCCAUCUGUUCACCGAUCUUAAAUUCGAGGGUGGCAUUCUGGGUCUCGCUUAUGUCGGUUCACCAAGACGAAAUAGUGUCGGUGGCAUCUGCACUCCAGAGUACUUUAAGAAUGGUUACACUUUGUACCUGAAUUCAGGCCUGAGCUCGAGUAGAAAUCACUACGGUCAGAGGGUGAUAACGAGAGAGGCAGACCUGGUGACUGCUCACGAGUUCGGACACAAUUGGGGCUCGGAGCACGAUCCCGAUGUGUCUGAGUGCAGCCCCAGCGCUUCUCAGGGGGGAUCGUAUCUUAUGUAUACGUACAGCGUGAGCGGUUACGAUGUUAAUAAUAAGAGGUUCUCCCCCUGCAGUUUGAGGUCCAUUAAAAAGGUGCUGCAGGCCAAGUCUGGCCGAUGUUUCUCCGAGCCCGAGGAAUCAUUUUGCGGUAAUCUACGUGUCGAGGGUGACGAGGAGUGUGAUGCAGGUCUCCUGGGUACCGAGGACAACGACGCAUGCUGCGACAAGAACUGCAAAUUGCGGAGAAAUCAGGGGGCGGUCUGCAGUGACAAGAAUUCCCCCUGUUGUCAGAACUGCGUCUUCAUGAGACUCGGGAUAAAAUGCAGGGAUGCUCAGUACGCAACCUGUGAGCAAGAGUCCAGGUGCACUGGCACCUCCAGCGAGUGCCCAAAAUCACCAGCAAUGAAGAAUGGAACUGCAUGCCUGGAGAGGGGCCAGUGCAGGCUGGGCAAGUGUGUGCCUUACUGCGAGACCCAGGGCCUUCAGAGCUGCAUGUGCGAUACCAUCGGGGAUGCGUGUAAAAGGUGCUGCAGGAUGAGCCUCAACGAGACUUGCUUUCCCAUCGAUCCACCUGAUAUUCUUCCUGAUGGUACGCCCUGCAUUCAGGGCUUCUGCAACAAGGGCAUCUGCGAGAAAACUAUUCAGGACGUGGUGGAGAGAUUCUGGGAUAUCAUCGAAGAUAUCAAUAUUAAUAAAGUCAUUAGGUUUCUGAAGGAUAACAUCGUUGGAGCUGUUAUCAUCAGUACUGCUAUCGUUUGGUUGCCUGCGAGCUGCAUCGUUAGCUACAUUGACAGCAGGCGGAUCAAGGAUAACGAGAAGAAGUGGAAAUGGAAGAAUACAGAUGCUCUCAUCCACCCAGAGGACAAGAGGAGGGUCAUCCAGGUGGUGCUACCUAUCAGGGGGAGUGUGGAGCAGGGGUGAGGGGAGUGGAGUUGAGAGUGGGACCUGAGGAGUUUUUUUUUUUCUUCAAAUUUUUAUGUCUCUGCAAGAGAAGAGUUGAAAUGGAGGUUUUACCUGAUGAAAAAUGAGAGCUGGUGCGGGAAUAUUUCUGCUCAUGUCUGGGGGAAAUGAGCAGAGGGGCGUUUUAUAUAAUGCCAUUGAAUUAAGUAUGGGAAUUCUGAUGGGGAACAGUAGAUAGGAGUUUCGAAAUUAAGGGUUUAUCUAUUGUCCCUUCUGGGGAAUUGGGGGCGUGCUGGGUAUAAUUAAGGAGAGACUUAUUUAAAUACUUAAGCUUUUUAAUACUUUAAGUAGUGAAUAUUGCAGUAUUUAGUAUUUGUAUCCCUUAUAAAUACCAAAUAUAGAAAUAUGUCAUACAUAUUUCACAUAUCACAACAUACAUAUUUCAUAUGUCACAUAUGUAAGAUGUGAUACAUAUGUUGUAAUAUUUAGGGUUAAUGAAAUAAAAUACUAAAUACUGGGGUAGUUACUUACUUGGAGAACGCCAAAUACUGAAUAUUCGUGUACUUAAUACUUGAACGUUUCGUGAAUGGGAAGUAUCGUUCGUAUUUAGUACUUGAAUUUGUCUUAAAUAAGAGAUAAUUUGUAUCUAAAUAACUGGUAUUUAGUAUUCUCAACGAGAAAAACAAAUUCGAAUUGGGAUUAACUGAUGAAAUGGGGACUUAUGCAAUUUUAUGAUAUUUUCUGAUUAACAAAUGAACUCUGAAUGAAUUCUAGGGUACCAAUUUCAUUUUAAACUGUAUAAAAAUACAGAAUAAUUUUUUUUCACUAACAAAAAUUGCAAUUUAGAGAUGAAGAAUAGGGCGAAGCGAAAAAUACGUAUUCCUUAAUUGUCAGUUCUCCAUAAAGUAUUCAAGUGUUCUAAAAAUCAGCGUACAAACACCUGCCUACUGUUCCUGGAGAGUAUUCCAGGUCCUUUCAUUCAUCAAUCUAGUCAGUAUUCCAUGCAUGUGUUCACAUUUCGUUUGGAUAAAUGUUUUUAUAAUUUCUGAAUUUUAAGGAAUAAUAAAUAUAAUAUAAUUCAGAA
Molecule: messenger RNA, 3571 nt
Organism: Diachasmimorpha longicaudata
Lineage: Eukaryota; Metazoa; Arthropoda; Insecta; Hymenoptera; Braconidae
Gene: Tace
Product: ADAM 17-like protease
Exons: 5
Coding region: 430-2508 (692 amino acids)
Biological process (GO): membrane protein ectodomain proteolysis; Notch signaling pathway
Cellular component (GO): plasma membrane
Molecular function (GO): metalloendopeptidase activity
Source: RefSeq, a predicted model, not a curated record